Colletotrichum karsti is the source of this 1932-nucleotide messenger RNA. RefSeq names its product yt521-b-like splicing. The record is from RefSeq and is a predicted model, not a curated record. Gene Ontology annotation, molecular function: N6-methyladenosine-containing RNA reader activity; mRNA binding. Lineage: Eukaryota; Fungi; Ascomycota; Sordariomycetes; Glomerellales; Glomerellaceae. Bases 1 to 1932 code for a protein of 643 amino acids. Gene Ontology annotation, biological process: mRNA splicing, via spliceosome; regulation of alternative mRNA splicing, via spliceosome. Gene Ontology annotation, cellular component: nucleoplasm. The transcript has 4 exons.
AUGGGAGAUGUUCAACCCCCAACCAGCGCCAACGAGUAUCCUGUCGCGGACUCUCACCAAGGCCUGAACGCUGUAGGUGUCUCGUAUAUCCUCGACGAAAAGUCAAGAAUGGAGGCUCAAGGCGCGACGCUGCCCCAGCAUCACCAGCAACAGUACGGCCCCCCGCAGCAUGCCUUCUCCUCCCAACUCGACAUGGCACAGCAAGGCCAGGGCCGUCCUGGCGCCUUCAACAUGAACGGCAUGGCGAACGCGCUCCCCCACGCCCCCAUGAGGCAUGGACCCUAUGCGCCUGGCGGCCAGCCUCAGCAGCAGCAACAGCAGCAGCAGCAACGAUUCAGCCCCGCCACGUCUUCGCCGUCGAUGAUGCAGCAAAUGCCUCAGAUGGCUCCCCAGUUCCCCGGACAGGCCCCGAUGCAUAUGGGCAAUCCCCAUUACUACAUGCCUCAGCACCCUCAGAUGCAGCAUUACUAUGCCAGCCAACUUUCUCCGACGCAACAGCAGGCUCGUCCGAACAUGGGUUUCUACCCAAACCAAAUGAUCAUGAACCCGCAGGGUAGCCACAUGCCGCAGGGUUACUACUACCCUCCGUCAGGCCACUAUGCCCCUCACAACCAGGCGAUGCCGAAUCCGAUGAUCUCGUCCCAGUACAUGGCCGCAGCGAACGCCACACACAACGACCCGAGAAUCUUGCCGCAGCCUGUGAACGGCGUUGACCAGCAUAGUUCCCAGGGCAAGUCGGUCGAUGCUGGAGAGGGCAGAUCUGGCAUUGUCCGAGGACCACCGCGGAAACCGCGACAGAGCGGACACGCAAUCUGGAUAGGAAAUCUACCACCCCAAACCGAUCUGAUGAGCCUGGUUCAUCACGUUUGCAAGGAAGCGAACGGUCUCGAGUCUCUGUUCCUGAUCUCGAAGAGUAACUGCGCCUUCGCAAACUUCAGAGACGAGCAGACCUGCGUUACGGCUCAGCAGAAGCUGCACGAUUCGAAGUUCCAGUCCGUACGACUGGUCUCCCGUCUUCGCAAGAGCACAGUCGAAGGAGUCACGGGCAUGACUGCGCCUACUGGGCCGGCGGCAUCAUCGGGCUCGCAAACCCCGCACGAAGUCCCCGCGCAGCCGAUCGUUGCGGAGAGUAGCACGCCGGAGGCUUCAGCACCAGAGGCAACCGCGGUUGACUCAAAGCCGGUCACGCCAGCGGAAGCAGCUCCUCAGAAGGACAAGUUCUUCAUUCUGAAGAGUCUGACAGUGGAGGAUCUCGAGCUUAGUGUCAGGACUGGAAUCUGGGCGACUCAAUCUCACAAUGAGCAGUCUCUCAACGGUGCUUACGAGGCUGUCGAUAACGUUUACCUUGUAUUUUCUGCGAAUAAGUCGGGCGAGUACUUUGGCUACGCCAGGAUGACUUCUCCAAUCAACGAAGACCCCGCCGCCGCGAUCGAGUUUGCCCCGAAGGCACAAUCCGCGAACGAUAUCGAUCUCCCAAAGGCCAUCCCCACGGAAGCCACGGAAUACGCGCCCAAGGGCAGGAUCAUUGAUGACUCGGCCAGGGGGACGAUUUUCUGGGAGGCGGAGCGUGAAGAUGGGGAUAGCGGGGAUGAAGAGGAGGAGCAGAGCGACGUGAGCAGCAGGAAGAGUGGGAACCAGGAGGGCGAAGGUCCGGCGAAGGCCUGGGGGAAGCCUUUCAAGCUCGAGUGGUUGUCGACCGCACGACUACCGUUUUACCGGACUCGCGGGCUCCGGAACUCCUGGAAUUCGAACAGAGAAGUGAAGAUUGCACGGGAUGGUACGGAGUUGGAACCAUCUGUUGGUCGGAGGUUGAUCGGGCUCUUCAACCGCGUCCAGAGCCCCCCGAACCCUGGAGCAGUGCCAGCUGCUAUGCGACCCGGAAUGGCCAUGAUUGCAGGAUAUCCCCCUAUGAGGUCUCAGUUCCAGCAGUGA